Molecule: messenger RNA, 583 nt
Organism: Hyaena hyaena (striped hyena)
Lineage: Eukaryota; Metazoa; Chordata; Mammalia; Carnivora; Hyaenidae
Product: protein IQ-DOMAIN 14-like
Exons: 4
Coding region: 1-408 (135 amino acids)
Source: RefSeq, a predicted model, not a curated record
AUGGGGUCGCCGCCGGCGCCGCUGCAGGUGUCUGGAGCAGCCGCCCAAACAGUCCCAAGCAGGAUCUGCCACCACAGCCGUCACAGGCAGGACCGGCCGCCGCCGUCCGUUACAUCCAGGACCCGCCGCCCAGGCUGCCUGGCCGCGCGCACGCGCGCUCCUUCCACCCCACGCCCGCUCCCCUCCCCGCACUCCCGCGGACCGAGACGCGCACGCGCACUCGCCCCCGCCCCGCCGCCGGGGCUGUUGACGCGACGCCCUCCUGCUUUGCGGGCGUUCGCUCUCCAGUCGCCUCCGACGAGGCCUGGAUCCCGCUCCCACGCAAUGGCACGCGCCGGACUUGCGGGUCCCGUCUCGCCACUCUCCAUCCCCACCCCCCACGGGUUCCUCCGACACGUUCCGUCGUAGUGGUAAACAUUUUUAGGUGUGGUUGACGCCAAGCCCCCAGGCGCAGUCAGGCAUGGUUGUAAACGCUGGCUGACACACUCAAGACGUCCCUUCCAGGACCCUCGUUGAGCCUGAUCUCAUCCAUGAUUCAUGGACUAACCAUUCCAUCACAGCGCUAUUGUCUGUGAAGCAAAAC